Nematocida minor is the source of this 1353-nucleotide messenger RNA. RefSeq lists its product as uncharacterized. The transcript has a single exon. Bases 1 to 1353 code for a protein of 450 amino acids. The record is from RefSeq and is a predicted model, not a curated record. NCBI's taxonomy places the organism in Eukaryota, Fungi, Microsporidia.
AUGGUAAGCCUUUUUGUAAGAAGAUUGAUGGCAUCCGCACUCCACAACACUGCUCCGCAGGAGUACGUAGAAAAAGUAAACAUAUGGCAAUACGACCAGCCCUUCCACUAUAUAAACAGGAACAACCCUGAAAGCCCUUUCCCUUUUCGGAUAGAGAAAGACUUUUUUCCUUACGGUAAGUUUCCAGAGCACCUUGAGUUUAAAAUAAGAUACACUGCAAAGCCCAAAGAGAAUCCUGUUCAGAACAAACUGCCCGUUGAAAUUCUGACAAGAGACGAAAAAACUUUUGGGGUUUGCGAUAGACAAAUCAUCCCAAUUCUUCCGGAAGAUGUUGGCAGGCUGUGCAGUAACAAAUGGGUUUUUGUGCCUAGAGAUCGGGGAGGAUUUCAUAUAAAGCCUGUACGUGACGAGACACUCUGCAUGGAAGCAUACCAAGACACGUUGGUUAUAGGAAACUGCAGUGCAAAUCGGUCCAGCAUGGCGUUUACGUAUGGAACACUGGAAAUGAGAAGAAGGUUUGCAAUUCUAAAGAAGCUAAUAACAGUCCACGAAAAUAUAAGAGACAAGGAAGAAGCCAAAAAUCUACUUAUCACGGGUGAAUACAUGUAUGAUUCUAACAACUUAUACGAUGACCACAACCAUACAUACUUUUCAUUUAAAAAUGGCUCGGCUCCGAGACAGCAUCCAAGAUUUGCCUCAAACACGCGAACUCUUGGAGAGCAUAUAGAUCUCGAAAAAAAACAAUACGCUUUUUUGAACAGUCUUCGUAAUAAGCACAGGUCAAACUUAGAAGAAAACCACAUUAGAAACAGAAAGUCACACUCCAGAGACUCUAGUGAUAGCGCAAACUUCUCUCAGCUCAGCUCAGAGAUGCACACCCGAGAUUCUAGUGCUAGCACGAACUCUAGAGACUCUAGUGUCAAUACAGAUUCUGGCCAGUCAAGCAUUGACACAGAGUCCAACCAUUCGAGCAGUGCAACAGAUGAUAAUUAUUCUAGCACUGAUACGAACGAAAGCUUCACUGGUGCUAGACGUAAAAAACCCCUUCGCAUGCGGCAUCGCCAUAAAAAGUCCAGCAGACCGCACUAUAGGGGGAGAAAGCCUACUUCUGAAAGAAUUCCUGGCAUUCCUUCCAUUGAUAAAGACUCCAAUACGCUCACUACUGCCGUUAUAGAUGAGCUUAAGGAACUUGUGAAUAGCAGCAGACACAAAAAUGGAGCCAAGCUCAAGAUAAAAAUUCCAAGGCUAGAAACCGGUAGACUGAGCGAUGUAACAAGGAAAGCAACUGAGAGGUUUAAAAAGCGGCCUGCGUGCGAUCUAAUUAUAUGUCCUGACAAUGGUUUCAUGGAAUAA